GGGUCUUGCGAAUGGAGGGGGGCGCCUGGAAACCUGUGGGAUCUGCACGGAGUGCAGAGAGCGAGCCUCUGGACCUCCAACUGCAAAGAGUCAGGUCGAAAAACUGUGGAAAUCGAGGCCUGGAAGAAAACGGGAAUAAAAGUGUGGUUUUCACCGGAUUGGAGAAGAGCGUGGACUCCACGAUAAGUAUUGGGACAGUUGCUGACGAUUCUCGUCGCUUUUCAGUUUUCAUUUUUGAAGUCGCCCUUCUUGGAUCAACGUUUUUCUUUCCCUCCCCCCUCCUCUUCCUCCUCAACUAUGGCGGCGGCCAGGUCCAACACUGGCUCCGUUUUGCUGCGGAUCAUGUGGCUGGUGUGCGGGCUGUACUUCUCACCCACCUCGGCUCAACAUGACGACAGUGAGAGUGUGAUAUCCGCAUCAAGACAUGGGUUUUGCCAACCCAUCUCUAUCCCGCUGUGCACUGACAUCGUUUACAACCACACCAUUAUGCCGAACCUCCUGGGCCACACGACUCAGGAGGACGCCCUACUUGCGGUGCACCAGUUCUACCCGCUGGUGAAGGUCCAGUGCUCCGCGGAUCUCAAGUUCUUCCUCUGCUCCAUGUACGCGCCGGUGUGCACUGUGCUGGAGCAUGCCAUCCCCCCGUGUCGGUCCCUGUGCAAAAGUGCCCGGCAGGGAUGUGUAGCCUUGAUGAAGAAACUAAACAUCCAGUGGCCUAAGCUGCUCCGCUGCUCCACUUUCCCCGUCGAUGGACUCUGCGUCCACCAACCCGCCACCCCGGCCUCCUCGUCGCCUCCCUAUGCACCCAAUCCAGUGGCCCCAACUCCCAACCCCCAGACCAAACCCAAGUUGAGAGAGCUCAACUUCGAAGAUGCACAUUAAAAUAGUGUCGAUGGGGAAAAUGCUUAAAACUAAACAGACUUAAACACAGAAGACAUCGCAUGCUGCAGUGUGUGGUUACUUUGUUAUUUCAUUUCACCUUAUUAAGUAUUUGAAUUGCUGAAAAGUAUGAAAUGUGGAAAGUUAUUCAGAGGCCUGAAAAUAAGGGACUGUGUUUAUGCACCCUAUAUGUGAAUCCCAGUAACGAAUGUAUUGUGGCUAUAAAUAAAGAAAAUCCUCCUGCUGUUGGGGUUUACAUCCUUAUUUUAAUUUCCAUAAUGCAAUAAAAGAAAGUUCAUAAGUU
Scophthalmus maximus (turbot) is the source of this 1183-nucleotide messenger RNA. RefSeq names its product frizzled-7. The record is from RefSeq and is a predicted model, not a curated record. Bases 298 to 882 code for a protein of 194 amino acids. Lineage: Eukaryota; Metazoa; Chordata; Actinopteri; Pleuronectiformes; Scophthalmidae. Gene Ontology annotation, biological process: non-canonical Wnt signaling pathway; canonical Wnt signaling pathway. Gene Ontology annotation, molecular function: Wnt receptor activity; Wnt-protein binding. The transcript has a single exon. Gene Ontology annotation, cellular component: plasma membrane.